GUCUCUGUGCUUCCUCAGUCUUUCCUUCCUGUUGCUGCACGUUAUCUUCCACAUCACAUUGGCGAGCCUUGAAGCUCAACAUCGUAUUGCACCUGGCUACAACUGCUCAACAUGGGAAAAGACAUUUCGGCAGAUCGGCUUUGAAAGCUUAAAGGGAGCUGAUGCUGGCAAUGGGAUCAGAGUGUUUGUACCUGACAUCGGGAUGUUCAUUGCUAGUCUGACCAUCUGGCUUCUCUGUAGAAACAUUGUUCAGAAACCUGUGACAGACGAAGCAGCACAGAGUAACCUGGAGUUUGAAAAUGAAGAAUUGGCUGGAGGAGAAAAAAUUGAUUCAGAAGAGGCACUGAUCUAUGAAGAGGAUUUAGACGGAGGAGAUGGUGUUGAAGGCGAGUUGGAAGAAAGCACGAGGUUAAAAAUGUUCCGCAGGCUUGCCUUUGUGGCCUCUAAGCUCAAAGAGUUCAUUGGCAACAUGAUCACCACGGCUGGGAAAGUGGUUGUUACCAUCUUACUGGGCUCCUCGGGUAUGAUGUUGCCGUCUUUGACAUCAUCUGUGUAUUUUUUUGUAUUUUUGGGUCUGUGCACCUGGUGGUCCUGGUGCCGGACGUUCGACCCAUUGCUGUUCAGCUGCCUCUGUGUUCUGCUGGCUAUUUUCACUGCUGGACAUUUGAUUGGACUUUAUUUAUACCAGUUCCAAUUCUUUCAAGAAGCAGUUCCACCCAGUGACUACUACGCAAGGUUGUUUGGUAUCAAGUCAGUAAUUCAAACGGACUGUUCCAGUACUUGGAAGAUCAUAGUAAACCCAGACCUGUCAUGGUACCACCACGCCAACCCUAUCCUCCUGCUGGUGAUGUACUACACUCUGGCCACUCUGAUCCGCAUCUGGCUGCAAGAGCCCCUUGUGCAGGAGGAGAGGACCAAAGAAGAGGACAAAGACCUGGCUUGUAGCCUCAUCCAAAUAACGGCGGAGAGGAGGCGGAGCCUGUGGUACGCAACCCAUUACCCCACCGACGAGAGAAAACUUUUAUCCAUGACCCAGGAUGACUACAAACCUUCUGAUGGCCUGCUGGUGACUGUGAACGGUAACCCCGUGGAUUACCACACCAUCCACCCCAGCCUGCCCAUGGAGAACGGCCCCGGCAAAGCCGACUUGUACUCCACCCCCCAGUACCGGUGGGAGCCCUCUGAUGACUCCUCAGAAAAGCGAGAGGAGGAAGAGGAAGAGAAAGAAGAAUUUGAAGAAGAAAGGAGCCGUGAGGAAAAAAGAAGUAUCAAAGUUCAUGCCAUGGUCUCCGCAUUCCAAUUCAUUAUGAGACAAAGUUACAUCUGUGCCCUCAUAGCUAUGAUGAUCCUUUUCACCAUUACUUUUUGGCUACUGCUGAGGCAGCACCUCACAGAGCAAAAAGCUCUGCGAGAAAAGGAAGCUCUUUUAUCGGAGGUCAAAAUUGGCAGUCAGGAUAAUGAAGAAAAAUGUAAAUUAGUGUACAUGGUGUGUGGCCAGAGAGUUUGGUGCUCAGCAAAAUUACAGAGAAAGAGCCCCAAAAUACAUCAGAAAGCUUCAGAAUAA
Rhinopithecus roxellana (golden snub-nosed monkey) is the source of this 1564-nucleotide messenger RNA. Its product is annotated as piezo-type mechanosensitive ion channel component 2. NCBI's taxonomy places the organism in Eukaryota, Metazoa, Chordata, Mammalia, Primates, Cercopithecidae. Gene Ontology annotation, biological process: detection of mechanical stimulus; regulation of membrane potential; cellular response to mechanical stimulus. The transcript is spliced from 11 exons. Gene Ontology annotation, molecular function: monoatomic cation channel activity; mechanosensitive monoatomic ion channel activity. The record is from RefSeq and is a predicted model, not a curated record. Bases 203 to 1564 code for a protein of 453 amino acids. Gene Ontology annotation, cellular component: plasma membrane.